Messenger RNA from Ostreobium quekettii, 366 nucleotides. The record is from the annotation of a GenBank genome assembly. Lineage: Eukaryota; Viridiplantae; Chlorophyta; Ulvophyceae; Bryopsidales; Ostreobiaceae.
AUGCCGGUCGGCGGCAAGCUCCACCUCAAAGGGGACAAGCCGCUGAAGGGCGUCAAGAAGAAGAGGAAGCAGAAGAAGGGCGUUGCUGUCGUGCCUGCGGAAGAGGGGGAGAAAGAGGGACAGAAAAGUAAGAAGCCAGCGGUGGACCCAGCUUCUGUGUCUGCUACGGGACACACCUAUGAGCAGGAGUUCCCUAGUGAAGUGGAGAAGGGGCGGGAAGGGAAGACAAGAAACACGCCAUGGGGAUCAUCAUACAGGGCGCCUCCACAGAUCCUUCAUGGAUACAGAGUGGAGGUAAAGGGUGACAAUGCCCAGGAAAGGCUUGACCUCAGAUGCGCGAAGAAGGCAGACAAAUUCUGCAAGUAG